Vicia villosa (hairy vetch) is the source of this 462-nucleotide messenger RNA. RefSeq names its product probable Histone-lysine N-methyltransferase ATXR5. The record is from RefSeq and is a predicted model, not a curated record. Lineage: Eukaryota; Viridiplantae; Streptophyta; Magnoliopsida; Fabales; Fabaceae. The transcript has 3 exons. The coding region runs from base 58 to 375 and encodes 105 amino acids.
CCUCACCACAUUCGGAAAAAGACAUUUGACUCACCGCCGGUUAAGAAGUACAGGUCAAUGGAGGAUAUAUUGGCGAGGGCGAAGUACGCGGUGGUGGAGAAUGAGGAUUACGGUAGCCUCAUGUGUGAGCAAUGUGGCACCGGGGAGCAGCCGGAGGAGCUGCUGUUGUGCGACAAAUGUGACAAAGGAUUCCAUAUGAAAUGUGUGAGGCCGAUUGUUGUGAGGAUUCCGAUUGUUUCUUGGAUUUGCCCUAAGUGUUUAGGGGUGAAGAAAGUGAAAAAGUUCACGCAAAGGAGAAUACUUGAUUUCUUCGGGCUUCCAAGGAAUUUGCCUGAUUUCAGAAGGAAUAAUUCUUCUUCUCGGGGUACUAUGUGAGUGUUUCCCUUAGGGAAAGAUGAAAUUGAAGUCUAAGAAAGGAUGGAAAUCCAUUGUACCUCUUCAUUUAAAAGGAAAAUCCGUGAC